AUGACCGACCCGAUCAAUGUGUCCUACACCACUGUGUCGGUUGUAACAAACGCCCAACUGAGCAUCAUUGCUCUAGCAGACCAAAUCAAAACAACUGGAGACACACCUGAGGUUUUGACCGACCUCUUGAAUCAGUUGGCUUCUCUUGAAACUGUUGUACACCGUCUUUCACUCGCCUCUGGCUACUCCCCGGCCGCGGCCAGGGAUGACAUCGAAGCGCACGUUCAUUCACUCCUACUGGGCUGCGAAAAGACAUGCGACGAGUUUGGAAAGACUUUUCGCGCUUUUAUUGACCGCUCGUUGGGUGGAACAACUCGCAAAUUGGACCGCGAUCGCUUCGGUAUUUCUGGAGAAUUAGAGGUGCAAUUGCUGAGCAAACGGCUGGCCCGGUGGAAGAACGUUUUGUCGAGCAUCAUCGACCCUUUUCUACUUUCUCCUCUACAUCCCUCGGAGAACGUCAGCCAGGAGAGACAAGCCGAGCUCCUAGCCAGGGAGAAUGGUAUUGUAAAUGUGAUCGGAGGGCUUGACGAGGAUGAGACAGUGCUUCAGGACAAGCUGGUAGCCCUCAAUCGCAUCGUUCGUCAAACUGAAGAGCAAGCUACUGAGAUCCACUACUCGCGAGAAUUACUUGAUAAGCGCCGCUCAGAGGUUCAUUUGCUACGGACUGGUCAGCGAAUCGAAAUCAGAGAUAGUGGUCGGUUUAGACUGGGCGUCACUGAUUCUCGUCGUGGGAAUCAUCCCACCCAAAACAUCCAAAAUGUUCGUGUGUGCGAAAGCUCGCAGGCUGCCAUUGGCGUGUUUGGCGAUUUGGAUGUGAACGCUUUCUUUCGGGUAUAA
Molecule: messenger RNA, 837 nt
Organism: Penicillium canescens
Lineage: Eukaryota; Fungi; Ascomycota; Eurotiomycetes; Eurotiales; Aspergillaceae
Exons: 2
Coding region: 1-837 (278 amino acids)
Source: RefSeq, a predicted model, not a curated record